CCCUGCCGUAGCCCGCGCCCGCAGCCGCUGUCCAGCCCGUUCGGUCCGCUCCCCAAAGCCACGCCGCGCUCUCCUAGCCUCCACUCGCGGGAGGGGAAAGGAUUGAGUGGGGCAUCAGCCGCUGCUCGCCAUGGAUGCUCACCGGGCCCUGCUUUCCGCAGUCUUUCUCAUUAGCUUCUUGUGGGAUUUACCCGGUUUCCAGCAGGCUUCUAUCUCAUCUUCCACCUCCACCUCGUCCUCUUCGUCCUCGUCCUCAUCUGCCGAGCUGGGCUCAGCCAAGGGUAUGAGGAGCCGCAAGGAAGGGAAGAUGUCCCGGGCGCCGCGGGAGAGCGCCGCGGGCCAGGGACACCCGGAGCAGGCAGACGAGCCUCCGCGGCAGGAGCACCCGCAGUCUGGACGACAGGAACCAAAGCCCGAGCAGUCCAGUCCCCGGCGGCGGCAGCCUCAGGAUCACGGGCAGCCGGGCAGGAAUCCCCGGGUGGUGCCCCAUGAGUAUAUGCUGUCCAUUUACAGGACCUAUUCCAUCGCAGAAAAACUGGGAAUCAAUGCGAGCUUCUUCCAGUCUUCUAAGGCUGCCAAUACUAUCACUAGUUUUGUAGACAGGGGACGAGACGAUCUCUCGCACUCUCCUCUCAGGAGACAGAAGUAUUUGUUUGAUGUGACGACGCUCUCAGACAAAGAAGAGCUGGUGGGCGCGGAGCUGCGGCUCUUUCGCCAGGCGCCCCCGGCUUCCCCGGGGCCUCCGGGCGGCCCGCUCCACGUGCAGCUCUUCUCCUGUCUGUCCCCACGAAUGCUGGACUCCAGGGCCCUAGACCCGCAGGGGGCGCCCCAAGCCGGCUGGGAGGUCUUCGACGUGUGGCAGGGCCUGCGCCGCCACCAGCCCUGGAAGCAGCUCUGCCUGGAGCUGCGGGUCGCCUGGGGAGAGCCCGGAGGGGAGACCCCACAGGCGUCCCCACCGCCCGAGGCGGAGCCUCCCCUGGACCUGCGGAGUCUGGGCUUCGGUCGGAGGGUGCGGCCGCCGCAGGAGCGGGCUUUGCUCGUGGUGUUCACCAAAUCCAAGCGCAAGAACCUGUUCGCCGAGAUGCGCGAGCAGCUGGGCGCCGCCGCGGCCACGGCCACGGCGGCGGGGGCCGAGGGCGCGGGGCUGCCGCCCUCGCCGUUGUCGCCGCCCGCGGGCGUCCCAGACGCGGACUGGGGGCUGAGCUCUCAGGGUCGCCGGCGGCGACGCACCGCCUUCGCCAGCCGCCACGGCAAGCGGCACGGGAAGAAGUCACGGCUGCGCUGCAGCAAGAAACCCCUGCACGUGAACUUCAAGGAGCUGGGCUGGGACGACUGGAUUAUCGCGCCCCUGGAGUACGAGGCGUACCACUGCGAGGGGGUGUGCGACUUUCCCCUCCGCUCUCACCUAGAGCCCACCAAUCAUGCCAUCAUCCAGACCCUCAUGAACUCCAUGGAUCCCGGCUCCACCCCACCCAGCUGCUGCGUGCCCACCAAAUUGACUCCCAUUAGCAUCCUCUACAUCGACGCGGGCAACAACGUGGUAUAUAAGCAGUACGAGGACAUGGUGGUGGAGUCCUGCGGGUGUAGGUAGCGCUGCCUUUCCCGCCGUCUCGGUCCGGGGACGGGAGGGGAGGACUGCAGCAGAGAGAAGGAGAGUGACCCGAAUGAAGGGGGGAAAUCACCCCGAAACAUAGACCUGGACGAUUGCAGGACAGGAUGAGUAGGAGGGGGAAGCGGAGGGAGGUGAUGGCCUUGGGGCACCAGCCGCAUUGGAGCCCACCUUGAACACUUCCUUUCACCUAGAGAGAGGGAAAUGGACUUUCACACCUUACCUGGCGACCCUGGAAAACAAAUCAAGGAAUAGCUUCGUGUUUGUUGUCAUUGCUUUUUCAAUUUUCUUGAAGCACCUGUGUAUCUCACGGGUUUUUUAAUAGGGCUGGGUAGAGGAAACAGGCUUGUGUUUCACAGCUGUCCCUUGGAGUGAAAAUUAUUAUUUACAAAGAAAACGGGGUGUGUGUUGGGGUGGGGAGGAGAAAGGAGGAGAUUCACCUCUGCAUCCCAUUUUUUCUGUUUUGGAUCAUGCUGAGUUUUGUAUUUCCUUUCUGGGUGAAAUCAACUUUCCAUGUGGCCAUCUAAACAAUAUUCUAAAAAAGCAAAAUCUUCCCUUCCCUUCCCGCUGCACCUUCCUUGCUUCCCUUCAAAACCUAGUUCAAAAUCUUCUUCGUUUAAAAGCACUACCUUCCAAGACAAUUUUGGUAUAAGUGGGCCAAGUAACUCGAAUGGCCUCAAUAUCUUUCUUACUCAAUCUGACCCGCCCCACUCCCCAUCUUCCCACGACUGCCCACUGUUCGUUGCUCGCUACGAUCAGAAUCCGAUAGUGGGACUCCGUUUCUGAGGAGAUAUGGGUUAUUUUGCAAGCUUUCUUUUCUUUUUUUCUUUCUUUUCUUUUCCUUUUUCUUUUCUUUUUCUUUUUCUUUUUUUGUUGUUGUUGUUGGGGAAACAGGGGAGUUCAUGCCUGAUAGAGUGACAAGAAUCAGUUCAAGCCAGGGAUACUUUAAGAUAAUGGGCAGAGCCAGUAGAGAAAUGAGGCACAGGCCCCCUAGUGAAAUUGUUCCCCCCUCUUCCCCUUAGCUGCCUCUUUCAGGAUUAUCUGAUGAUCCAGGUCUCCUUCUAAGGUGAAGGCAAUUUCCCAAGUACAAAAAACAAUCAAGGGAAAGGAGAGAGGGGGUAGGGCUGGAAAUAGGGGAGGGAAAGAGAAAGAAAAUUAUAUAUGGAAGGGUAGAAUAGAGGGGAAAGGUUGGGGCCAGGAAGAAGAUAAGGGACAGAUUUGGAGGGGAGUUGGUGGGAAGUAACCCACCCCGGCUCAGAGCAAAAUGGGAGAGUCUAGUCUUGCCACAAGAAGAGAAAAGAACUGAAAGGAGAAGCAGAGAGGAAGGAUCUAAAAGUAUAGAAAUGCCUGUCUCUGAAGUUUAUCUGAAAAGUUUCUCCCCUUUUCUCUCUGACAUUCCUGAAAGAUUACCAGCCAGAAAUCGCCUAGGGCACCCCCAAAAGAAUUGUUUUGGAUUGUAAUUACCAGUUAGACUAUGUUUUUAAAACUUAGUAAUGAAAAACUGUGAAAAGAGCAAAGUGUUACAUUGAACGUGGAGAAGGGAAUCUGGGCAGUGGGUAACAAUGGUGCUGGAAUCAGUCAGAAGACUUUAUGCAGGGAAUUGAGUGCUGUACUUUUAAUUCCUUAAUUCCAGAGAGGGAAAAAGUGAACUCCCUGCCCCUGUCUACACCAGUAUUAUUUUUAAGCAUUGUUCUAGAAGUAAGGCCUCCAAAGGGCUUAUUUACUCCCCACCUUUGGCUUGUGAAAUUUCCUCAAUCAAGAGAACAGCUAAGGGAAAAUAAGGU
This is a messenger RNA of Sarcophilus harrisii (Tasmanian devil), 3393 nucleotides long. RefSeq names its product growth differentiation factor 6 (gene GDF6). Bases 131 to 1591 code for a protein of 486 amino acids. Gene Ontology annotation, molecular function: cytokine activity; growth factor activity. Lineage: Eukaryota; Metazoa; Chordata; Mammalia; Dasyuromorphia; Dasyuridae. The record is from RefSeq and is a predicted model, not a curated record. Gene Ontology annotation, cellular component: extracellular region. Gene Ontology annotation, biological process: SMAD protein signal transduction; BMP signaling pathway. The transcript has 2 exons.